Messenger RNA from Osmia lignaria (orchard mason bee), 6830 nucleotides. It is a transcript of the gene Galphao, whose product is annotated as G protein alpha o subunit. Gene Ontology annotation, cellular component: heterotrimeric G-protein complex; cytoplasm. Gene Ontology annotation, biological process: adenylate cyclase-modulating G protein-coupled receptor signaling pathway. The record is from RefSeq and is a predicted model, not a curated record. NCBI's taxonomy places the organism in Eukaryota, Metazoa, Arthropoda, Insecta, Hymenoptera, Megachilidae. Gene Ontology annotation, molecular function: GTPase activity; G-protein beta/gamma-subunit complex binding; GTP binding.
GGUCAGUCGGUGGAUCGAUCGACGUCCCGUCGAACCUCGCGGUCGUGAGCGCCGCUGCGCCUCUGGGGCGGGGCGAGAGGGCGCCUCAGUCGUGUACCGGAGCCCAUCAGGGACGCGUCCAGCUCCUCGAACGCUUCGAGUUGCUCGUUCGCUCGGAUCUCUCUCUUUUCUCUCGAUCAACCUUUAUAAAAAAAUCGGAACCUCGGUUCUAAGUAACCGAGACGCGUAGCUCGAGUUAUCGUUCAGGGAGAGAGAGAGAGAGCAAACGUGACCGUUCAGUGUUCUUUGAAAUACGAGAAAUUACAAUUAUCGUCGUCCUUCCUUUUCGUAUCCUGUUCGAACGUUGUCCGGGAUAAGUCAUUCGGUUAGUUUCGUAUCAAGCAGUGAGAAUCGGUUCGACACGACACGGUUCGUUCGGGAUUUUUCGGAGCCGGUUCGCUUUACACUCGAUCCCUACCGGUCAUAUUGAUUCGAGAGGUGAUACGGGCGUACGUACAUAGGGAUACACGCACGUCCACAGUGAGACAAGUGAGAUAUACGUGGAGUAGGUGCGUAAAAAGGGUUUUGAAAGUAUCCACGGGGUAGAGGCGUCUAUGUGCGCGCCCGGAGACACGGACAGCUACCCUGGCACCUAGCGGACGACGUGGGGUGGCUUCACCAAGCUAGUGCUCGCGAGUGGUUAUUUUCCACGUCCCAGGGUGGCGGUCUCCGUCGCUAGUAAGGAGAAACGGCAAUCGUCGGGAAGGAGCUAGUGAAGAAGCAACCACCGGAAGCAAGGAGUCGCUCGAGGGUGUUGACGAGUAACGAACAAGGAGACGAAGACGAAGACGACGCCGUCGAAGAGGAAGAGCAGUCCGAGGGUGGCGGUGAAGAAGCAAAGGAGGUGGUGGAGGAGGAGGAGGGUGGUGGUGACUAGGAGGACGACGGUGGUGGUGGAGGAAAUCUCGAGACGACUCUUGCGACGCGAGUCGCGAGCGGUGGUCAGGAAGAGGGUAGAGUAACGGUUUCGGUUCCGAGGUAGGGGAGAAUUAGAGGUUGGUGGUGGCGUUUGUGAAGGCAACCUGUAGCAAGAUGGGCUGUGCCAUGUCCGCGGAAGAGCGGGCCGCCUUGGCCCGCAGCAAGCAGAUCGAGAAAAACCUGAAGGAGGAUGGUAUCCAGGCUGCCAAGGACAUCAAGCUGUUGCUGCUUGGUGCUGGUGAGUCUGGGAAAAGUACCAUCGUUAAACAAAUGAAAAUUAUCCAUGAAAGUGGAUUUACACCUGAAGACUUCAAGCAGUACAGGCCCGUAGUGUAUAGCAACACGAUACAAUCUCUAGUCGCUAUUCUAAGAGCGAUGCCAACUUUGGGCAUCAGCUUUUCGACCAAUGAACGAGAGACGGACGCGAAAAUGGUGUUCGAUGUGAUCCAGAGAAUGGAAGACACCGAACCAUUUAGCGAGGAACUUUUAGCUGCAAUGAAGAGGCUCUGGGCUGAUAACGGGGUCCAGGAAUGCUUUGGAAGGAGCAACGAGUACCAACUCAACGACUCUGCAAAAUAUUUCUUGGAUGACCUGGACCGAUUAGGAGCAAGGGAUUAUCAGCCCACAGAGCAGGAUAUUUUAAGGACUCGUGUUAAAACAACGGGCAUAGUCGAAGUCCACUUUUCCUUUAAGAAUCUUAAUUUCAAAUUGUUUGACGUGGGCGGUCAAAGAAGCGAACGUAAAAAAUGGAUCCACUGCUUUGAGGAUGUCACAGCGAUUAUAUUUUGCGUUGCGAUGUCCGAAUACGAUCAAGUUCUGCACGAAGAUGAAACGACGAAUCGAAUGCAAGAGAGCUUGAAAUUGUUCGACUCGAUUUGCAAUAACAAAUGGUUCACCGACACCUCGAUCAUCCUUUUCCUGAACAAGAAGGAUCUUUUCGAGGAGAAGAUUCGCAAGUCUCCGCUCACUAUUUGUUUCCCUGAAUAUGCUGGGGCGCAGGAAUACGGUGAGGCCGCCGCGUACAUCCAGGCGCAGUUCGAAGCGAAGAACAAGUCAACCACUAAAGAGAUCUACUGCCACAUGACUUGCGCCACUGAUACAAACAACAUUCAAUUCGUGUUCGACGCAGUCACAGAUGUCAUUAUCGCCAAUAAUCUCCGUGGCUGCGGUCUCUAUUAGGAUAAAUAUUCCCGUCGCGGACUCGAUCGACCGACACACAUUCACACUCACACUCACACAUAUGAACACGACAGACAUGUAUUGCGAGAGCGAGGGAGCGUGUGAGAGUGAGAGACUGAGUGAAAGAGGGGGAGAGAGAGAGUGAAAGAGAAUGAGCGAAAGGGAGAGAGAGCAAGAUAUACACCUAUGUACCACCGCUAGCUACUACUACCGACCACCUGCGGAUACCUUCUCGAUUCUAUUCUUUUUUUUUUUUUUUAAUCAAACACCCUCACGUGCGACCCUUUCGAUUUUUUUCCUCUCAUGGUAAUUGAGUGGAAGCGGAACCUGAAAUUUAUAACAGUGCUGUCCAAGCUGAACUAUGCACUGUAGGCUGUUCCCUCUGGGGACUGAUAAAAGAUUGCAAGGUAAAUAUCAGUGAGUAUGAAUUGAUUUUUGAAUAGUCGUUGAACUAAUAGCAGAUUGUAAGAGAUUUCAGUUGUGGGCAGCAUUGAGAGUGCUUCUUUAUUGGAGAUGAAUUCAAUGUUUCAGGUCAUGUAGAUCCAUGACCUGUUUAAGGGGCGAAUUUAAUCCUAAAAUUGAUUCAUUAUUAAAGAAACAUUCUAUAUUUAAAUGAGGGAUAUUGAUUGAGGAGGAUUUAGUGUUGUUUCCACUUUUCCUGAAUACUGAACUAAUCAGUAGGAUUCAAUUGGUUGUGAUUUAUAGAAUUAACAUACUUAUAAAAGUUUAAUUCUGAUGUUAAUUAAUAGAAUCUGACUGAUCUAUUAUCCAUAAAGACAGAUUCUGAGAAUUAGAAUAUUCAGUGACAAUCAACUUUUAUUUAAACAUUUGAAGUGACUAUUGUUUCAAGUUGUUUCAAGACUGAAGCCAAUGUAUUUUUAAUGUAUUUAUAAUUUAACAAACCGAAAGAAUUGAUAAGCAAGUUUCUUUGAUAAAGCAAGAGACGAAGAACAACAACUUGAUCCUCUGAGAAUCGUGGAUAGAAACUUAAGGAAAAUAUCGAAAGGGGAUUCACAAUGGUUGAUCUAGAUUUUUCAUGAAUUGCACAAAGACCAAUCACACAACACAUUUGGAUCAUCAGGUCCUUCAUCUGGUUUUACUGUAAAUUAAGAAGAAGAGAUUCAAUGAGACAUGAUAAACUCUUCACCCAGGUAGAAAAUUGAACUAAAGUAAUUUUUUUUAUUGAAAUAGGACAUUCUCAAAUAUAAAGGAACUUAAGCAAAAUAAAACAAAGUCAGCACACAUAUCUAGCACAAAUAAAAGGCUGUCUUCAUAGCUGCUACUUUAAUUCAUUCAUAUUUACUGUUUGUCCUUUAAAAUUAAUUUCAAUUAAAAUUAAAAUUUGCACAGAACAUCAAUUACUAAUUUUCUACCUGGGAGCAUCAUACGGACAAUUUACAACAUAAUAUAUAGUUUUCUUUCUUACUUAUAUCGUAACAAUAUCGUUCAACGUUUUAGCUUUAUUUAAUGUACAAUAUGUUUAUUGCUAAUCAUAUCAGUCACGCACAAAGUAUAUUUUUACUUAUUACAUUUAUGUUUUCAACUGGAGAAUUCAUAAAUUCGUCGACGGUUGUUAAGAUAACGUUAAGUUUAUGAUCAGCUCUUUUUAGAUUGGAAGACUGAAGCAGAGACAGUAUAAGAAUCGUAUAAAAAAAAAAUUUCAAAAUUAAUGAGAAGAACAGAACGGUGAAAGCAUAAAAGAUUACCGUGCCUCGAUGCGCCCAAAGGUCUCAUGAAAUUUUCAUUCAACCCGCUUUGGAAACAUUUCUGUUCAAUCAAUUCUGAUGACUGAAAUAUUAAGAAGCUUCGCGAGCUUAAAAGGUUGGAGCAAUUUCAAGCUUCCCGACUGAAGAUAAUUCAGGGUACAAGUAUGUCUGAAAGAAGAUUUCUGAUUAAUUUCUUUUACGUAUAUUAUACAUAUUUCUGAUUCGUGAAAUGCACAUUCGUACACUGUACGCACAUUAUCGCACAGUAAUAGAAAAUAACACACAUGUACAGAAUCUAUAUAAUAACAUAUACUUUGAAAUCUUUAUAUCACGAGGAAAAAAGAAAAGGGAAAAGGUUCCACUGUGAAUACACUAGGAUCCUUGAAUUUCCAAAUUUCAAAUCAUUUAGUUGACCUUAAUAAUUAUGUUUUGGACAUUUCUCUGGAGGAUUUGUUUUUUAUUUACUGAAUCUUUGCUGGCUCUAAAAAGGAACAUCAGUGCAGUUGAACAGCUACGAUUGAAACAUUCCACAAGCAAAUGCAGUUUUCCGUUUGUUCCCCUUAUUUAUAAAUAAUUAACGCACAUCUAAUUUUUCUAUUCAGUUUUUAUAAACAGCUUGCUCUCUGUCAUGGGAUUGCAAUUGUGGUUGAAAAGUGUAUACUUUAACCAUCUUAAUUUUUUUAAGAAACUUUGCCAAAGGUACUUUAUUCAAUUUUUUAACUAACAAACUUUUCUUAAUACUAUAAAUUUUCUAUUUGUGUGUAGUGUGGUUUAUUAAGAUGUGAAGCAUUUAAAGAAUUCUUUUCUUUUUUUAAAUAAUUACAGUUGCAAUUCCACUGCUACUGUAAUGUAAAAAUUAAAUACAGAGAAGAGUGAUCGACCAAAAAGAACCAAAGAAUCGUAGAACAAUAAUUAAAUUGUAAAAAACAAAAAUCUUGAGAAUAACAAUUAAUCCGAAUUAUGAAUAGGAUUUCCUAUAUUGAAAAGGCCAAAAAGAAUUUUUUCGCUACUCUUUUCCUUUUUGUUUUUUUUUUUUUUUUUUUUUCUUUUAAUCGCGAACACUAGACGAAGGGAUUUUAAGUUUCUCCUGUGUUUCUUUUUUAUAUAUGCCGAUUUUGUGAAUUAUUUUUAUAUCGUUAGUUGAAUCUAGGGGAUAAAUGAAAAAAAAAAAAAUAAUAAAAUAGUAUUACCGUCACCGCCGUUGCCAUAUUACUGUAAAAGUUAAUAUAUAUAAAUCUUAGGGGUAUUGAUUAUAAUUAAUUAAGUAUUCCUAUAUGUAGUAGCCGUAAUUAUGUAUAAAUUAAGUACGUAUAUAGAAUUUCUAGUCAAAAUAGAGAAACGUACUAGUUCGUACAAAACAAUACGAUUGGGGAAUCAUUCAUUUUUAUUUAACGAGUAAAUUGAGUCCAACUCAAAUUUUACGAUUAAGCCAAAAAUAGGAAGUUUUGUAUUUAUAAUGUUCAAUCGUAAGUUAAAAUAUAAAGAAUUCCAAAACGUUUAAUUUUUUUUACAAUUAAAAACUAAUUUCGACGAUUUUACCAAGGAAAAAUUCAUGAUUGUAACGAGGCUGAAAACUGUGCAGUAAACUCUCGCUAUAUUGCCCCUUGUAAUACUACCGGUCGAGCUAGUUCCCCUUCGCGCGGAUCCACGCAGGCCGUCGCAGUAUGUCAGUCACUAUACGGAAGGGGCUUUUUAUAUAUUGCCCGCUUCUCAAUUUUUCGCUUCUGCGGCCCCGAAACCGGCAAUAUAGCGAGAGUUCAUUGUAAUUAUAAUGGACUAGGAUAAUGAAUUAAACUGUUACAGCAGUGAUUCCGUUGAAACUUGUUCAUUCUUCGCGGCUCUUUUUCCCCAAUCAGAUUCACCUGAAGUUAAGUUUCCCUAGGGUGUUUCGAAGAAAGGAACGAAAUUUCUAGAGCCAUUUUUUGAAACAAACCCUUUCUUCUUUUUUUAAUUCAUUAAUUUUUAAUUAAUUAUUCUUCAUUUUUAUUUUUCUCAUUUUUUAACUGAACUUCUUUUCUUCAUUUAUCGAACGUGAAAUUCAGGGAUUUGUAAGGAAAGAAUUUUUGCACAAAAGAAAACAUGUGUCUCGCCUUGCGACGUUUAUCAAUGACACUAAAUUAAUUUUGCGACACCGAUAAUACUUCUAAAAUAAGUACGCAUUUUUAUUCUGAUUUUUCGAUUUGCAAUUUUCAAACGAAUUUCAUUUCUGCACUCUAACCCGAUCCUUCUUAACAGUACUUUAAUAGAAAUGUUCAAUUUGCAUUUAAAGAGGGUCCUGAGAGGAUAUGUUGUUAAAUUGCACGUCGAAAAAUUGUAUCGCUCCUUCGAUCAUCGAGAGUUAUUGAUAAAUUAACGAGAAAAUAUUUCCAAAAUAAAAGAGAACGUUGUUAGUAGAAGUGAAAAAAAAGAAAAUAAUAACAAAUUAAUAACAAAACCGAAAUAAUAUUUUUCACGAGGACUAAAGAGUAAAACUCUAAUUACGAGAAAUAUCUAGUACGUAAAGAGAGUGAUGUGUGCAAGAGAAAGAAUGAAAAGGAGAGAUGGCUCAGGAAAAAGAAAGAAACAUGUUUUGAUCGAUGGAGAAAAUAUUUCUAUCGACAGAGAAUAGUGGGUAGGGAAGUAGAUAAGCGAAAUAGAAAAGUGGAAGAAGAAACGCUAGAAAAGAAAACUAAUUGUCAGCUGCGACGUACGCCAAAAUUAAUUGUAAUUUGGUAUUUGAAUUUGGCACCAGAGUUCCUGGGUGGGAGUAGGUGGCCGCGUGGUGGGGGUAGGCGGGACAAAUGCGAGACUAACUAAAAAAAAAACACUAGUGUUAUUAUCGUAAUUGUAACUGAUUAAAUGGUAACGAUCAUAAUCUUAUCGAUAAACACUAAAUGAUAAUAAGACGUGGAUGAAAGAAAAUGAGGGAAACAAAAUGGGGGUUAAGGUUUUGCAAUCAUUGACGUGAUGAUUGUUAAUAAAUGAUACGCCCAACAAAAAAAAAAUAAA